This is a messenger RNA of Oncorhynchus tshawytscha (Chinook salmon), 614 nucleotides long. Its product is annotated as immunoglobulin lambda-1 light chain-like. The record is from RefSeq and is a predicted model, not a curated record. Lineage: Eukaryota; Metazoa; Chordata; Actinopteri; Salmoniformes; Salmonidae.
GUAUUCGGACAAGGAACCAAGCUCAUUGUUACUGACUCUACCCUCCCUCUGCCUGUCUUGACCAUCCUCCCUCCGUCCAGCGAUGAGUUGAAGUCCAGCAAAGUCACCCUGGUGUGUCUGGCCAGUCAGAUGGCCAUGGGCUACGCAGAUGUCAGCUGGACCGCUGGAGGGAAUCCGGUCACCGGCGGCAUCGCAACGAGUGGCCCGGUACCGCAAGCCGACAAGACGUUCCAGCUCAGCAGCUGUCUGACCGUUGACACGUCAGAAUGGAACCAGGACAAAGUGUUCUCAUGUAAAGUCACCGCGGGAUCCAAGUUCGCUGAGAAAGGCAUCAAGAAGUCUGAAUGCAGCACUGAAUAGCCUGAGAUCCAUUGUCAUGUCCAUUUCAUUUUCUACAUCACUUUUCAAGUUAUUGUUAAUGAAUUAAAACGUUUAACCUGCAUAUAUACAUUAUGUUCCAUAAAAGAUAAAUAGCUAAUCACACUGAUAUCAUAGGCUAUAUGAUAAGUAGACUUGUUAUAUUUGAAAUGGGUUGUUUUGCAGAUGAUUAAUAGAGGAAUAGUUAGAGCUUUGCUGUAUUGUGGAUAUUCAAUAAAGAACAUUCUAAAGAACAA